Messenger RNA from Arvicanthis niloticus (Nile rat), 4382 nucleotides. RefSeq names its product golgi integral membrane protein 4 (gene Golim4). Gene Ontology annotation, cellular component: Golgi apparatus; Golgi membrane. Lineage: Eukaryota; Metazoa; Chordata; Mammalia; Rodentia; Muridae. The record is from RefSeq and is a predicted model, not a curated record.
GGACUUCCUCCCGGAAUCCCGUUGGCCAUGAUAGCGGGGCCGUGGGUGACACGUAAGUUGGGUGGGAGGUGGCGGGCGGCUGGAGCUGCCAGAUCAGUGACACCGGCCCACCGCCCCCCUUAACCCAACCACACCAACCAGUUCCCCAUCUCUUCACCAUCCCUGGGGGACCUUGCGAGAGGACGCCGCAGGGAGCCAGGUCCCUUUGUUGGGCGCGCGUCCCCUACCCGUUGUAGUGACAAAGUCCAGCAGCAGGAGCCGGCGCGAGGGGCGGGGACUCACGGUGGGGACAGCGAGGCCAAAAAGUGGGGAGUAGGGAAAACCGAGCCGGCAGCGUGCGGGGAACCGUAGCGAGGUGCAGCGGGCUCUGAAGUAUGCAAAGGGACUCCACGCGGGCCCAGCCACUCGUGGAGAUCAGACAUCGCAGAAGUUUGGUGGCUGCUGGCCGGGUGGCGUCGAUGACCUGGCGCCCCGCCGCCCGCGGGGGCUGAGCGGCCGCCUCUUUCCCUCUGGUCCUGCUUUUGUGUCUCGCGUCUUCUGCUCAUGCCGAGUCCAGCUACUUCUCCCGGUGGCCGCUGCUGAGCUGUCCGACAUAGCCCAGGACUGAGGACACGACGGCUCCCGCCGCCGCAGCGCGGGGCGCAGGAGGGACUAUGGGAAACGGGAUGUGCUCCCGAAAGCAGAAGCGGAUCUUCCAGACGCUGCUGCUACUCACGGUGGUCUUCGGCUUCCUCUAUGGCGCGAUGCUCUACUUGGAACUGCAGACGCAGCUGCGCAAAGCCGAGGCAGUGGCGCUCAAGUACCAGCAGCACCAGGACUCACUCUCUGCCCAAUUGCAAGUUGUAUAUGAACAUAGAUCAAGAUUAGAGAAAUCUUUGCAAAAAGAAAGGCUUGAACACAAGAAAGCAAAGGAAGAUUUCCUUGUUUAUAAGUUAGAAGCACAAGAAACACUUAACAAAGGAAGGCAAGAUUCCAAUAGCAGAUACAGUGCAUUGAAUGUCCAACAUCAGAUGCUGAAAAGUCAGCAUGAGGAGCUGAGGAAACAGCACAGUGACCUGGAAGAGGAACAUCGCAAGCAAGGGGAAGACUUCAGUAGAACAUUCAAUGACCACAAGCAGAGAUACCUGCAGCUUCAGCAAGAAAAAGAACAAGAACUUUCUAAGCUAAAAGAAACUGUAUAUAAUUUGAGAGAAGAGAAUAGACAACUAAGAAAAGCACACCAAGACAUUCACACACAGCUUCAAGAUGUCAAGCAACAGCAUAAGAAUUUACUCUCCGAGCAUGAACAGCUUGUAGUGACUUUGGAAGACCACAAGAGUGCACUGGCUGCUGCGCAGACUCAAGUUGCAGAAUAUAAACAACUGAAAGACACACUGAACAGGAUUCCAAGCUUUCGAAAUUCUGACCCAGCUGAGCAGCAAAAUGUCACCUUUCCCCAUGGGACUCACCCUCCUCAAGGAGACAGUGUAAGAGAGAAGCUGACAGGAGAGCUCCCACAGGCGCAGCAGAACCAGGAAGCAGUGCCUAGAAGAGUGGAAGAAAAACCUCUGUCUGCCAUGCAGAAAGGUGCAGGAUUUCAGGCUCUAGAAGAGCAGAAUCAAGUAGAACCGAGAGAGCCAGAGGAGCGUCAAGUGGAAGAGGAGCACAGAAAGGCACUGGAAGAGGAGGAGAUGGAGCAGGUGGGACAGGCAGAGCAUCUAGAGGAAGAACACGACCCUUCACCAGAAGAGCAGGAUCGGGACUGGCACAAUCAGCAGGGACAGAAUGCAGCCCACCUUCUGGAUGGCCACCCUCAAGCUGAGGUGGAGCAUUUAACCAAGGCAGCUACAAACUUUCGAUCCCCAUAUGAGGAACAGUUGGAACAGCAGAGGCUGGCAGCAAGGAGAGAUGAGGAAGCCCAGCGUCUGAGAGAACAUCAGGAAGCUUUGCACCAACAGAGGCUCCAUGGACAGUUUCUACGACAGCAGCAGCAGCAGCAGUUCCUGGACAGAGAGUUGGCACAGCAGAGGCGGCCAGACCAUGAGGAGGGCCAACAGCAGCAUCAGGAGCAACUAAGGCAGCAAGCUCAUUACAAUGCUGUGGACAGUGACAUCGCACAGGGAGCUGAGGACCAGGGGAUCCCUGAAGAAGAGGGAGGUGCCUAUGAAAGAGAUAACCAACGCCAGGAUGAAGCUGAAGGAGACAUCAGACAGGAACUUCAUGAACCAGGACACCAAGAAGGCGACCCUGAAGCUGAAGCAGAUAGGGCCGCUGCGGAGGAUAUAAACCCAGCAGAUGACCCUAACAAUCAAGGUGAAGAUGAAUUUGAGGAAGCCGAGCAAGUGAGAGAAGAAAAUUUGCCAGAGGAAAGUGAAGAGCAAAAACAAAGUGAAGCGAAGCGAGGGAAUGUAGAAAUGGAUGAGCACUUGGUGAUGGCAGGGAAUCCAGACCAGCAGGAGGAUAAUGUUGAUGAGCAGUACCAGGAAGAAGGAGAGGAAGAGGUUCAGGAAGAUCUGACUGAAGAGAAAAAAAGAGAAUUGGAGCAUAAUGAAGAGACCUAUGGUGAAAAUCCUGAUGAUAAGAAUAAUGAUGGUGACGAUCAAGGAGUUCACAACGGGGCGCAUCCCAAAGGAAGACAGGAGCAGUAUGAGGAGGAGGAAGAUGAGGAAGACGGGGCCGCUGUUGCUGAGAAAUCACAUCGUAGAGCUGAAAUGUAACUGGACCCAGUUUCUAGACUGUGUUCGGCCAACAGUUUUUUUUUUUCUUUUCAAGCUGCUCUAAAACAGAUCCCGCCUACUGAAUUCUAGAGUAUUUAAUUACAUACAAGAGUAAGGGUUUAGACUUUUUUAACUUUUUUAUUAGAAAUGCUAUACAUUUAUAUGAAUAUAUUUUGAUACCUUAGGUGAGAACUUCUUUUAUAGUCAAGUUAAACAUGGACAAGAAGAAAAUCAGUAAGACUUGCCUUCAGGUGUGAAUCUCAUUUCUCAGCGAUGGUAGGAUGAUGUGCUUGGCUUUUGUGCAUGUCUCCAUUUUGUUUCCUGGCUUCCAGCUGGUCUACUGUUUAUCUCAGAUAAAAUGCAGGAUAUAGAAGAAAAGGUGUACUGAAAACACUGUGCAAAUGGCAAGGGAAUGGCUGGAGGACUAGGCUGGUGGCCUGGUGGCUGUUCUUGCAGAUUCUUAUGUACAACUCUGAAAAGAUGUCACUACUGCAGAGUGUUGGCAAAUGAGGUCCGUCUGCACAGUUACCAUGCAAUUAGAAAGCUUGUGUGUGUGUGUGUGUGUGUGUGUGUGUGUGUGUUAGAGCAAAGACAUUGUUUUUCAAACUUUCAGGCCAGUUAGAAGAAUACCUAGCAAUGCUUAAAAAUCACAGCUCUCUUGCUUGAGAGGAGUCAAGUAUGAAUGUUGAAUAGUAUUAAUACCCCUAUGGAAGUAUCUUAGACUCAGUUCUGUCAGAGAAGCCAAAGGAGCUGACACACUUAGAAAACAAUGUAGGAUGUGUGAUGAUGCUUCCUGGGUGAACUCCCAGUCUCCAUCACUUCUUCUCUAAAGUCUCUCAGUUACAUGCUCAUUAGUAUCCACUUUCUACAGCAUAUGUUUCUCUCAAGCUCUGUGCCUUGGUAUAUAACCGUUCGGUUCACAAUUAUGGAUAGGGAAGCAUGCAAAGCUACAGUUUAAUGGGAUUAUUUUUCAGAAUAUAUGGUAAAAUAUCUAUAGCACUAUGGUAGGCACUUCACCCUUAGCGGCUUGACUAUUUACCCAGAAUUGACCUGCCUUUGCCUAUGUACGAGGCAUUCUAAUGACUAAAAAAAAAAAAAAAAAUACAGCCUUUAAAAGAAAACUCAAACUGGAAAUUUUUUUCUGGAAAUGAGCACAUAUUUUAGUUUAGAUCACAGAUAGUGUCAAACACAUUGAACUGGGCCACAGUUAAUCUGUAUGUGGUACUUUCAAAAUAAUAAAAGCAAAUUUCAUUUUCUGUUAUUAUCAUAUGAGGUAGUUUUAGUUUUUAAUAACCACACUCAUGUAUGGUUUUGAUUUUCUCAUCUGAGCAAUUAUGUAUUUAUGCAUAGAAAUGUUCUGUUUAAAGUUAGUUUGGAUUUCCAGUAACCAUAAAUCAAAUCUCAUCUUUAUGUAUAAAAACUCCAUAUGUAAUGUAAAAUGUAUUAUAUUGUACAUAAUACUCAGAAUACAAUUAUUUUGGUAAAUUAGUUUGUAUUUUUAAUGUCCCUUUGCAGUAUUUAAUUAUUUGAAACAUAUUGAAACUUGGGUAAUAAUCAAUAAAGCUAUAAAAAGUUAAGGGUAACUCUUUUAAAGCAUAUAAUUUCUUAGUGGUUUGUUUGUGUUCUAUGGUUUUACUUUAUAGGACAAUAUGAAUUAAUGAAUUAUUAAAUGCCUUCAUCAAACUG